AUGCAUUAUAGUGUACUGUUACUCGUUUUUGUGACAAAUACGGUUUCUGCCUAUUACAAUAAUCACGCGACAACUAAAAGUUACGAAUUGGAAGUGCCAGGUUCAAACCCUAUUAGAAUAAUCGAAACCGACCCCUUAUGGAAUCGACACAGCAGCGAAAGAUAUGUGCAGACAUUUCCUGAACCUUGGACAGACGUAGAGCAUCGGUCGGUAAAAACACAUAAGCGCCCUAGUCAAUUAAAAAAUGAAGAUCUGAUGGGUGAAGAUUUAUCAAAGGAAACGUCUAAGGAGUUAAAUCAGUUUUUAAAAAACUACGCGGAGAAACUAAAACGUACACGACCUAUACCGAGUGCUGAACAGAACUUUGUGAGUGAUGAACGUUUAGAUAAAAUUGAACUUGUGACGAAACCGGAAGAAAUACCUACCAGUCGACUUGCGAAUCUUCUGCUUGUUGAUAAGAACGAAAACGUCAGUGAAGUAAAACCCUUUAGUCCCGCUCGUGAUAAAAAACACCGUCCAACCGACGAGAAAAAAGGAUGGGUGUCCUUAGAUGUUGUGCCCUGGUCUGUGUCCAAAGUUGCAAAGUGGCACAGUUCUGUUAUGAUGCAGGAAGAUGCACCUCAAAUAACUACUCAACCCAACUGGCAUCAUCUCCUAAAUAAACAAACCGUGUCCUAUAAUCAACCGUUGUCAAUCUAUAAAGCCAAGCCAUUCGUGUACGACUCCGAUCUGACGUCACACUCCAAACCCGACCCCCAAGACGUCAUGCCUUCGGAAUACCAAAUGAGUCCGGAAGGUGCACUGGUUUCCCCAAUGGCUGUUGACGAAAAGUUCUACCUUAAGGAUUACAUUGAUAGCAUCAAGCCACCAUGGAAAAAUAAGUACCAUAUCACCUACGGACAUCACGGUAAUAAAGAUCACGACUGCGAGCAUGGACAAUCUCCCAUUAUAACAGACGGCUUACCCCCCAACUUCCCGACGUACACCACCAAUGUGAAUCGACGAAAAGGAAUAGCUGUCGAUGACGAACACCCACUUACCCACCCCUUCAACGGCGCGGGCGAAUGGGUUCUAGUGACCACAACGAAAGGAUACAAACCAUCCCACGACAGACAACGAUCUUUAGACAUCGAAGCUAUUCCAGAGCACGAAGGCGAAUCCAUCAAUACGCACAAGUCGGUGAGAUUAACAGUGCUUCCGCCUUUAAACAAUUCGCGAAUAAACAUGACCACCUCACAUGGCGGUCUACUUCAAGUCGAAUCGACUUUCGAAACAGUUGACGAAGCUCAACGGAUGGCGGCAAAGAAAGAAAACAUCAAAAAGGGCCAGAUUAAGAAGAAACCACUUAGGAAACCACCACGUCUCGACGUCAUCCCCAGCGUUAACGUCGUUUCUACUCCUCCACCCGCAGUAGUAAACAAGCCGAAAGUACCUUCCCCAUCAUCAGUCUUAGCGGCAGUCGGGGCGGGAAUGAUCCCCGCAACAAUGGCCAUGCUAGUGCCGAUGGCGAUAGGACGCAGACGAAAACGAGACGUUCUCUUCCAAAGAAAACACAUUCCAUUACACUAUUUAUGAAUACUUUAUUUAUAUACAGUCUUAGGCACAAAUUAAAAAUAAUAAAUUAUUAAAUAACCA
Messenger RNA from Photinus pyralis (common eastern firefly), 1635 nucleotides. RefSeq lists its product as uncharacterized. The record is from RefSeq and is a predicted model, not a curated record. NCBI's taxonomy places the organism in Eukaryota, Metazoa, Arthropoda, Insecta, Coleoptera, Lampyridae. The coding region runs from base 1 to 1575 and encodes 524 amino acids. The transcript has a single exon.